This is a messenger RNA of Cannabis sativa, 3094 nucleotides long. RefSeq names its product serine/threonine-protein kinase ATG1c. The transcript is spliced from 13 exons. Gene Ontology annotation, biological process: autophagy; peptidyl-serine phosphorylation. Bases 435 to 2651 code for a protein of 738 amino acids. Gene Ontology annotation, molecular function: ATP binding; protein serine/threonine kinase activity. The record is from RefSeq and is a predicted model, not a curated record. Lineage: Eukaryota; Viridiplantae; Streptophyta; Magnoliopsida; Rosales; Cannabaceae. Gene Ontology annotation, cellular component: cytoplasm.
AUUUCUUCUCUCUACGUAUGCUUCUGUGCUGAGAACGAGAAGAGAAGCUUAUCUAAAAGUAAUUAGUAAUUUUAUUUGAUCAAAUUUCACUAACCAAAAAUGUUAAUUAACAUAUUAGUUUCCUAAUUAAGAGCAUAAUUCAAAAUUGGGCUUUAUGCAUAAAUUCCUUAAUAAUUUAUUUCUUUCACUCUCUCUCUAAUAACUCUCUCAUCUUAUUUUUUUUUUAAAAAAAAAAAUUAAAAGAAAAAUCGAUUCGAUCAAAAAUUGUUUUUUUUUUGUUCUGUAAAAUCUGGGUCGAAUAUACGGAAGAUCCGGUAACAAGAGCUCGGCGAUUUUGUAAGUUGUUAUUGGAGCUUUGAGAUUCGGGUAUUCGGAGCUGGUUUCGGGUUCGGAUUCUAGGGUUGCUUUGGUUUGGUGGUAUUGGAAUUUGGAUAAUGGCUCAGGCGAACGGGAGAGGAAGAGUGGUCGGAGAUUAUCUGGUGGGCCGGCAAAUCGGGUCGGGUUCUUUCUCGGUGGUGUGGCACGCGAGGCACCGCGUCCAUGGAACUGAGGUGGCUAUCAAGGAAAUCGCCACGAGCCGGCUCAACAAGAAGUUGCAGGAAAGUUUAAUGUCUGAGAUCUUUAUCUUGAAGAAGAUUAACCAUCCCAAUAUAAUUCAGUUGCACGAUAUUAUUGAGGCGCCUGGGAAGAUACAUCUUGUGCUGGAAUACUGUAAAGGUGGUGAUCUUUCCAUGUAUAUCCAACGACAUGGAAGAGUCCCAGAAACAACUGCUAAGCAUUUUAUGCAGCAGCUAGCGGCUGGGCUACAAAUUCUUCGUGACAAUAAUCUUAUACACCGGGAUCUAAAGCCACAGAAUCUCCUGCUUUCUACUCAUGAAGAUAGUGCAGUUUUGAAGAUUGCCGAUUUUGGAUUUGCAAGAUCUUUGCAACCUCGAGGCCUUGCAGAAACUUUAUGUGGGUCUCCUCUCUACAUGGCUCCUGAGAUAAUGCAACUGCAAAAAUAUGAUGCGAAGGCAGAUCUAUGGAGUGUUGGGGCAAUUUUAUUUCAGUUUGUAACCGGAAAAACUCCAUUUACUGGAAACAAUCAAAUACAGUUGCUCCAAAACAUUGUGAAAUCAACUGAAUUAAAUUUUCCUCCAGAUAGUAAUAACUUUUUGAGUUCCGAGUGCAAAGACUUGUGCCAAAAAUUGUUGCGUCGUAAUCCAGUGGAGCGGUUGACAUUUGAAGAGUUCUUUAACCAUCCGUUUCUAUCUCAAAAGCUGCCAAAUGACUCGUUAAGGAGUAGGGGCUCAACAACGAGAAUAGUUACAGGAUUUCCACUAUCUGAUAGCAACCCGGUAAAGAAAACAGAUGCAAAUUCUCAGGAGGAUUGCUUGCCUUUCUUCUUAGAUGAUGAUUCAAGUGGUCCGGAGGGGAGUCCUUCUUACUCAAGGAGGCCCUCAAUGAAGUCUACUAUUGGAUUUUCUCUUGAAACAAAAAAUGAGAGACGUGAACCUCCAUCUUUUGAUACAAAAAUUGAUAGGCUUGCAAUGGCACCUACUACGUCUAACAACAUUGAUCCUAUAUUCCAAUACAAGACUGCAAGCCCCAAAGAAUCUUAUAAUAUUAGGCCGGACAGCCAUAAAUCAUCUGUUAAAAUUCUACAUGAUCCUAUUAAACUCACAAGCCAAAAACCAAUAAAUGCCCGCCCAAGAGUUGUUGAUUCACUGGAGUUUAGUGAUCAAGACUAUGUACUUGUCUCUGGACCACCUGUUGAUGUGUCAUCAUCGUCAGGCAGUACAACCAAGCCAAGCCAUUUUCCAUACAAAUUAGAGAGUCCACCUAAAGCAUCUGCAGCUACAAUUUCAACAGCGCCCUUGCCAAUCAUUGGUGCCACUAAUAGUAAUAUUUGCCGCAUGGAAAGCAUGGAAAGUCAGAGCUCUGGUCCAGGGACUUCCCAAGGAUCAACGGAUAUGGAUACUUUGGAGCAGCCAUCAACGAACUGCAUGAUAAGGCUAAAGUCUUUGCAGAAGUGUGCAGCUGCUAUAACAGAAUUAGUUAAUGAUAAGAUUGAGGCUGAUAAGCAACUUGAAGCAUUCUCAAUCCAGCUUGUAAUUCUUGCAAUUUGGAAGCAAGCAUUGCAUAUAUGCCACACGCAAGCUGCCUCGGAUAUGGAAGGAAGUCCAAACCAAGAGACUACGAGAUUGAAGAGUGCCAGCAAGAAGAACAGUAGCCCUGAUGCAGAGGAAUGUUCUGAUGUUAACACUCUAGGGCCUGAGGAUAUUUCCCCUCAGAUUGAGAGAGAAUUUCUGAGAGAGGUUGAACAUGCUGAAGAGCUUGCAAAGAUUAUCAAGCCUGGGAAUAUAGAGAUGCCAGAUCCAAUGGAAACAAUCUUUCAAUCUGCUCUUGCUUUUGGGAAACACGGGGGUGUAGAUGAGUUAAUGGGUGACAUGGAAAGUGCAGCAGUAUUUUACUCGAAAGCUGUUCGGUUGUUAGUCUUCCUUCUAAUCGAAGCGCCAUCCCUCAUUCUAAACCCUCCUUUCUCUCUGACGAGUUCAGACCGGUAUAGGCUCCGAAAUUACAUUGACAUACUUAAUAACAGGCAAGGUUAUUCGAGAUCACAGAGGAUGGCUAUCUUAAAGUGUGGGGAACAACAAUGUUCCUCUUCUUGACAAUUCAAGAUUUAGGAUUCUGUUCGUUGAUAACUUGCCCUUUUUUCAUUUGUGUAUAAUUAUUUGUUUGUACAGCUAUUCUUUGUGGGGGAGGAAAUUAGGGUUCGAUUUCGGGGAAGUUAUUGGAAAACUUUGUAUGUUGGCAUGAUGAUGUUGUACCACUAACACUUAUAUGUUUAUUAAAGAGGGAGGGGAGGAAGAAAUGGAGGAGGGAGAACUAAAUUACUUGCAGAAGAAAGGGAAAGAGAGCAAGUAAUUCUAUUAUUGUGUUUAGUAUAAGAUUGGAAAAAGAAAGGAGCAAAAUCCUCUCAAUUGUUAGGUGUGAUUGUGAAGAAGUGAAAGGGGAAGUUUUUUCAUUUAGAAUAAUCAUUCAAUCAUCAAUUAAAGUGUAUAAAUGUUUUCUAAAAUCUCUAUAGUUUAGAUUGAUUGAAAAUUAGUUAAAA